ACCCCUAUAAAACCAAACCCACAAUCAAGAGCACCGUAAACCGUUCAUCCAAACCAAAAGCUAAAUCCGUACGAAAGAAGCUAUGGCAACAAAGAACCCACCCGUGCCUUCAGAAUCCGACCCGAAACCUAAAUCGGAUCCCGACUCAUUUCCUUACUUCGAAGACAUGAACGAACUGGAGAAAGUCUUCAACCGCUUCGACACCAACGGCGAUGGCAAGAUCUCCGCGGACGAGCUUGACAGCGUGCUCCGGACGCUCGGAUCCGGCGUCUCGCCGGAAGACCUCCGCCGCGUCAUGGAGGACCUCGACACUGACCGCGAUGGCUUCAUCAGCCUCACCGAGUUCGCCGCUUUCUGCCGCUCCGACUCCGCGGACGGCGGAGUCGGAGAGUUCCGCGACGCCUUCGACCUCUACGACCGCGACAAAAACGGACUCAUCUCAGCUGAGGAGCUCCACCUCGCGCUCAACCGCCUCGGCCUCAAGUGCUCCGUCGAUGAAUGCCGCGACAUGAUCAAGUCCGUCGACGCCGACGGCGAUGGAUUCGUCAACUUUGAGGAGUUCAAGACGAUGAUGACGACCUCCAAGAACCGCGGCGCCACCAAUGGCUCCGUCCAUUAGUCUCAGCCGCCGAUUCAAAAUCCGAGGCGUCUCCGGUGCCUACUUCCAGAAAAAGCUCAAUCAAACUAGGUAGCGGAAGAUUUUUUGCUUAGAUUUCAACGAGUUGUGAAAAACGUUGACGCCAUCGGUGUGUAUGGGGUCAGUUUGGGUAGAAAGAUGGGAGAGACGUUGAACGGAGAAAAUAAAAAUGUAAGGACAAUAUUAUUAGAUGAAAUAUCUUGGUGCUUUAAAAAAGUGCUACCCAUAGGUCUAUGUAUAAACUUUAUUUAUAUCCAAAUGGGUCAUUGAA
Messenger RNA from Vigna umbellata (rice bean), 908 nucleotides. RefSeq lists its product as uncharacterized. Gene Ontology annotation, molecular function: calcium ion binding. NCBI's taxonomy places the organism in Eukaryota, Viridiplantae, Streptophyta, Magnoliopsida, Fabales, Fabaceae. The record is from RefSeq and is a predicted model, not a curated record.